AUGGGUAUGGCUGCAGAGACACAGUUUCAUGUCUUGGCUGUUGAUGACAGCCUUAUUGACAGAAUGUUGAUUGAGAGGCUCCUCAAAACCUCCUCCUUUCAUGUUACUGCAGUGGAUUCUGGUAGUAAGGCUUUGAAGUUUCUUGGUUUGGUUGAAGAUGGGAAGAGAAAUGAAGAGCCUCCCACAAUUGCUCUAGAAGCCAAUCAGGAUGUAGAAGUAAACCUGAUCAUAACCGAUUACUGUAUGCCAGAAAUGACAGGCUAUGACUUGCUGAGAAAGAUCAAGGAAUCUGAAUCUCUUAAAGACAUACCAGUGGUGAUUAUGUCCUCAGAGAAUGUCCCAUCAAGGAUCAACAGAUGCCUGGAAGAUGGAGCUGAUGAAUUCUUUUUGAAACCAGUUCAACAGUCAGAUGUAAACAGGCUGAGGCCCCAUUUGAUGAAAUCAAAAGUUAAGGAUGAAGAAGACCAUCAUCAAAUCAGUAACAAAAGGAAGGAAACAGAAGAAAGCCAUUCCCCAGAUAAAACAAGGACAAAAAUGGAGCCUCCAAAAGUGGUUAAUUCCAGUUGA
This is a messenger RNA of Sphenostylis stenocarpa, 567 nucleotides long. The record is from the annotation of a GenBank genome assembly. NCBI's taxonomy places the organism in Eukaryota, Viridiplantae, Streptophyta, Magnoliopsida, Fabales, Fabaceae.